Messenger RNA from Pseudonaja textilis, 249 nucleotides. Lineage: Eukaryota; Metazoa; Chordata; Lepidosauria; Squamata; Elapidae. The record is from RefSeq and is a predicted model, not a curated record.
AAGAAGGAGAAGAAGGAGAAGGAGGAGGAAGAGGAGGAGGAGGAGGAGAAGAACAAGAAGGAGGAGAGGAGGAGGAGGAGGAGGGAGGAGGAGGAGAAGAAGAACAAGAAGGAGGAGGAGAAUGAGGAAGAGGAGGAAGGAGAAGAGGAAAAGGAGGAAGGAGAAGGAAUAAGGAAAAGGAAGAAGGAGAAGGAGGAGGAAGAGGAGGAGGAAGAGGAGAAGAACAAGAAGGAGGAGGAGAAGAACAAG